CAGGGCAGGAAUGAAAACAGAGGGGCCAGGACUGAUCCUGUUUCCUUGAGGCAGGGCUUGCUCAAGGUAUAAAAAGCUGUCUGUCCAUUGCCUUUGCACCAGAUUCAGCCACCAGGCAUCCCCGUUCUCUCCUGCCAGCCAGGUCCAGCCUCCUCUGAAGUAUGAGCUCCCACCAGCAGAAGCAGCCCUGCACUGCACCCCCCCAGCCCCAGCAGCAGCAGGUGAAGCAGCCCUGCCAGCCUCCACCCCAGGAACCCUGUGCCCCCAAAACCAAGGAGCCAUGCCAUACUAAGGUGCCUGAGCCCUGCCAUCCCAAGAUGCCUGAGCCCUGCCAUCCCAAGAUGCCUGAGCCCUGCCAUCCCAAGAUGCCUGAGCCCUGCCACCCCAAGGUGCCUGAACCCUGCCCUUCAACAGUCACUCUGGCCCCAUCUCAGCAGAAGACCAAGCAGAAGUAACAUGCUCUACAGUCUCAUCCUGGAAGAGCCAACCACCUGAGUUCAAACUCUUCCCUCUUUGUCUGGCUGAGCUAAUCUUCUGGAUGCCUAUGGCUCCUCUGAAGAGGGAUUUGGGGGAGUGGGGAACAAGCUCAUUUUUCCUAAUCUGCCCUAAUAAACCACUUUGAACACCA
This is a messenger RNA of Erinaceus europaeus (western European hedgehog), 628 nucleotides long. Its product is annotated as cornifin. The record is from RefSeq and is a predicted model, not a curated record. NCBI's taxonomy places the organism in Eukaryota, Metazoa, Chordata, Mammalia, Eulipotyphla, Erinaceidae. The transcript has 2 exons. The coding region runs from base 162 to 455 and encodes 97 amino acids.